Messenger RNA from Aricia agestis (brown argus), 883 nucleotides. RefSeq names its product facilitated trehalose transporter Tret1-like. NCBI's taxonomy places the organism in Eukaryota, Metazoa, Arthropoda, Insecta, Lepidoptera, Lycaenidae. The record is from RefSeq and is a predicted model, not a curated record. Gene Ontology annotation, molecular function: transmembrane transporter activity. Gene Ontology annotation, cellular component: membrane. The coding region runs from base 26 to 883 and encodes 285 amino acids. The transcript has 3 exons. Gene Ontology annotation, biological process: transmembrane transport.
GCUUUUUAAUGAAAUAUCCCAGGGAAUGUUGCUGAGUAUUUCCUCUAUAAUGCUACCAGCUUUGCUAUCUCCAGAGUCUAAUAUAAAAGUCGAUUUAGAUACUGCAUCAUGGAUUGCCUCAAUCAUAGGAGCUGGCGGAAUUCUGGGGUUUAUGCUCUCGGCAAUAAUAAUGGAAGUGUACGGAAGAAAACGAGCCUACAUCUUCUCGGUCACUCUUAGCAUGGUCGGCUGGAUAUGCGUUUAUUUUGGUACCGCAGUGCCUGUACUUUUAAUCGGAAGAUUGUUAGGCGGCGUCAGCAACUGUUCCACCGCUUCCAUCGGUUCAGUUGUCAUUGGAGAGUACACCAAUCCAAGAAUAAGGAGCGUAUUCCUAAAUCUGAAGGUAGCCGGGAUUUGGUGUGGAAUUUUAUUACUUCAUAUAUUAGGACAUUUCCUUUACUGGAAAACCGUGAUACUGGUACCUGUUACUUUAGCGGUUACAUCCUUUGCGAUAGUCUCCACUUGGCCCGAGAGUCCCUCCUGGUUCGCUUCAAAGAAUAACUUUAGGGAGUGCGAAAGAACUUUUUACUGGUUGCGUGGAAAAUCUACGGAUUCGGUGCAAGAGCUGAAAGAAUUGAUCGAAGCUCAGCAGAUAGCUCCUCAUAUGUUAGCAAAUUUUAAGGUCCAUGGGACAUUUGUUGCGACUGGGGCUGUUAUGUUUAUAAUGCUGGUAAGCCUCUGGUUUGUCCUACCAGAAACAAAAGACAAAACGCUGCAAGAGAUAGAAAAUUAUUUCAAUCAUGGAAGAUACAGUGUUGUUGAUGUUGACAAUGAAAAAUUAAAUAAGAAACCAAUAAAGAGUACCCAUGAUAGUACUGCAGAUAGUAUUUACUUUAAAAUUUAA